This is a messenger RNA of Pseudo-nitzschia multistriata, 2285 nucleotides long. The record is from the annotation of a GenBank genome assembly. NCBI's taxonomy places the organism in Eukaryota, Bacillariophyta, Bacillariophyceae, Bacillariales, Bacillariaceae.
CGUAUCCUUCUAAAAGAAAGCGCCGCAACAKAUCGAGAAAGACGUCCAUUCGCAGUAUCACGUACCUAUCAACGAGAAGCAACAAAGAUGCCACCGCGAGCCGCAACCGAAGGAGGCGCCGGAGAACUCCCCAGCAAACCUAUCAAGCGAGUCGGAUCCAUGGGAGAUAUCAGUGUCGAAAGCAAAGACGAGAAAGUAUCGAAUGAUUACACCACCCGAAAGUCGACUCUCAUUGGGUAUGUUUUUGUGUGUUGUAUCCUCGUCACGCAUUUGAUGACAUUUCUUUGAGCCGCCGAGUUCAGUCCAGCAGCCACUACGACCYGUGCGGCGCAGUCGGUUUGCUGCUUCUUGCAAACGCAAAAUUGAAAACUCAUCAUUUCUAUUCUUCUCCUGUUCAUUUUUGCUCCUUCUGUCUGUGAUUKAAUUUUCCAUCUGUGAUUUGGUAUCAAUUUCAAACUUUCUACCACAAAAAACGCGACAAAUGGUCCAUCCUUGCAGAAUGAUCAACUGGGUCCAUGUACUCUCGACGGAUGCGCCUGCUAUCUUAAUKUUCGGACUUAUCGUCCUUGUGGGACAGAUUAUUUACCAGGUUGUGAACGAUCUGUUUCCCGAAGAUGAAGGAGCAACCCUAUCGAUCGAGACCAUAACGGUCGUGGCCAACGCCACYAAGCAACUAUUUGUUCGUCUCUACAAAGCCAUUGCCGAAAGCGAGGGGUUUGAUAUCUUUUCUCCGGCUGUSCAGACCACAGCCCUCAUCUUGGUAGUUGCAGCUUGGAUGGUCCGUCGCGAUUCUCCCAUUUAUUUGUUGUCGUUCGAAACCUUCAAGGCACCCGAMGACUGGAAAUGCAACCAGGACGAAAUCAUGGAAAUGAUGAAGAGACAGGAAUGCUUCUCCCAGGAGUCUUUGAAUUUCUUGAGACGUAUUUUGGAUCGAUCCGGAACCGGACCCGCCACAGCGUGGCCACCGGGCAUCACGAAGUGUUUGAAACCCGACCCAGACGACCCGUCCAAAYACCAAAAAACCGAUCGCUCUAUCGAGGCCAGCAGGCAAGAAGCGCAGACCGUAAUUUUCGAUAUUGUAGAAAAAGCCCUGAAAAAGGCCAACGUUAAACCAAGAGAAAUCGAUGUCUUGAUCAUCAACUGUUCGCUCUUCUCGCCAACGCCAUCUCUUUGUGCCAUGGUCGUUUCUGAAUUCGGAAUGCGAAGCGAUGUCGAAACCUACAAUUUGUCGGGAAUGGGAUGCAGUGCUUCCCUCAUCAGUGUGGAUUUGGCAAAGAAACUGCUCGGAAGAAAGGGUUCCCGCAAGGCUUUGGUUGUCUCCACCGAGGUAAUCACCCCUAAUUUGUACCAUGGUAACGAACGCGGAUUCUUGAUCCAGAACACUCUAUUCCGAUGCGGAGGAGCCGCCCUUGUUCUUUCCAACAACUGGAUGGACGGUCGACGGGCCUGGUACAAGCUCUUGCACACGGUUCGUGUACAGGGAAGCGGAGAAGCUGCCUACCAGUGUGUGUUUGAAACGGAAGACGAGAACGGAGAACGAGGUGUCCGUCUAUCGAAGGACAUUGUCAAGGUUGCCGGAAAGACUAUGGAAAAGAACUUUACCAUGCUUGGCCCUUCCGUCUUGCCGCUCUCGGAACAGGCCAAGGUGGUGUGGAGCAUUAUUCUGCGAUAUGUGUUGAAAUCGGUUGGCAAGAUGGUCGGUCCUGACGCCGCCGCUAAGCUGCCAAAGGUCAAGCCAUUCGUGCCGGAUUUCAAGCGAGGCAUCGAUCACUUUUGCAUCCAUGCCGGUGGACGAGCCGUGAUUGACGGUGAGUAUUUGCUUUAUUUUCUUUUCUUUGCUGGCACAAAACACUGCAGAAWAAUCGAUCGUCAUCCUUGUUUUGUUUUCUCCACCUCACAACACGUGCUUUUCUGUUUUGUCGGUCGUCGUUGCUAGGAAUCGAGAAAAACCUCAAGCUAGAAGAAUACCACACGGAACCCUCCCGAAUGGCCUUGUACAACUACGGCAACACCAGUUCCUCAUCCAUCUGGUACGAACUCGAAUACAUUCACUACCACCAACGGAACAACCCAUUGAAAAAGGGAGACCGCAUCAUGCAAGUGGCCUUUGGAUCCGGUUUCAAGUGCACCUCCGGAGUCUGGCUCAAGGUGUAAACGGCAACGCGAUUCAGGAACCAACCACCAACAUCUCGUACGCACCGAGACAGAACCAACCACCACCCUACUGCCCACACCUUUUCGUCAUGCGCGCAACAUUACACACGGACUAAAUACAGUAAUAACAA